GUCGGAAAACGGCGAGGAAGAUCAGCAGCAGGAAGCUUCUUCAAUCUGUAAACGAUACAUGCAUCAGCCUUCUUCAAUCCUCAAUCACAUCAUAUCUUCUUCCGUUCUUCGACCUGCAAAUAAGUGUCUGGAAGGCGUUUGAUAUUGGCGGUGUAAUUAGAACAGAGUAAAACAGGGAAAAGCUGGCCGCGAUGACGUCUUCUCAGCAAUCGCAGUUCAUGACUAAUGCGCCGCUAAUUAAGAGUUCUGAUCCUAAUCAGAUUGUUGUUCCUGAUAAAACAAGCUGGAAAAACCUAUUCGCAUACAUGGGCCCUGGGUUUCUUGUUUCCAUUGCAUACAUCGAUCCUGGAAACUUUGAAACUGAUUUACAAUCAGGAGCUCAAUACAAGUAUGAGUUACUUUGGAUUAUAUUGGUAGCUUCAUGUGCUGCACUUGUCAUCCAAUCCUUAGCAGCAAACUUAGGGGUUGUAACAGGAAAGCAUUUAGCUGAGCAUUGCAAGAAUGAGUAUGAGAAGGGAACCAAUUAUAUCUUGUGGAUUCUUGCUGAAAUCUCCAUUGUCGCAUGUGAUAUUCCUGAAGUAAUUGGCACAGCAUUUGCUUUGAAUAUGUUGUUCCAUAUUCCAGUAUGGUGUGGUGUACUCCUCACAGGUUUUAGCACUUUGGGUCUACUAGCACUACAACAAUAUGGGGUGAGGAAACUUGAGUUCUUGAUUACUUUCUUGGUGUUGACAAUAGCUGCAUGUUUUCUUGUUGAGCUUGGGAUUUCAAAACCAAAAGCCUCAGAAGUGUUGUAUGGAAUGUUUGUUCCUCAACUUAAAGGCAGUGGUUCUACUGGUCUUGCAAUUUCACUCCUUGGUGCUAUGGUUAUGCCGCACAAUCUUUUCCUCCAUUCGGCUCUUGUACUUUCUAGGAAAAUACCCCGAUCAGUUAGUGGGAUUAAGGAAGCUUGUAGAUUUUACUUGAUAGAAAGUGGGAUAGCCCUUGCUGUGGCCUUCCUUAUAAAUAUAUCGGUUAUAUCUGUAAGCGGUUCAGUUUGCAGUUCUUCAAAUUUAAAUCCAGAUGAUAAAAAAAGUUGUCAAGAUUUGGACUUGAAUAAAGCUUCUUUUUUGCUUAAAAAUGUUCUAGGCAAAUGGAGCUCAAAAUUUUUUGCAAUUGCCUUGCUGGCAUCAGGUCAAAGCUCUACAAUAACUGGAACAUACGCGGGUCAAUACGUUAUGCAGGGGUUUCUUGAGCUACGAAUGAAGCCAUGGCUUAGAAACUUGUUGACCAGGUGUUUAGCUAUUGUGCCGAGUCUAAUUGUGGCUCUCAUAGGCGGCUCGGCUGGAGCUGGGAGAUUGAUUAUCAUAGCAUCGAUGAUAUUAUCUUUUGAACUACCGUUUGCUCUCGUCCCUCUUCUCAAAUUCACAAGUAGCGAAACAAAAAUGGGAUCAUAUGCCAACUCAAAGAUUAUUUCGGCAAUCACUUGGGUGAUCGGGUCACUAAUUAUGGGAAUAAACAUAUACUUUCUAGUGGACCAUCUCAUUUCCUUACUUGUUCAUGGACACCUACCACUAGUGGGAAAAAUCUUCAGUGGGUUUUUAGGGUUUUCAGGUCUUUUAAUUUAUUUAGCUGGAAUUGGGUAUUUAGUGGUGCGUAAAAACAGAGAGUCAUCACAUCUUCUUGCACUUAAAACUCCCGAACAACGUAAUGCUUCUGCUUCUGCAUAUGGUCAACCAAGAGAAGACAUAGCUAGCAUGCAACUUCCUCAUACUAGAAACACUCAUCAUAAUCAUAAUCAAGAUCAAGAUGAUGAUGCAACUUGA
Lactuca virosa is the source of this 1802-nucleotide messenger RNA. The record is from the annotation of a GenBank genome assembly. Lineage: Eukaryota; Viridiplantae; Streptophyta; Magnoliopsida; Asterales; Asteraceae.